Artibeus jamaicensis (Jamaican fruit-eating bat) is the source of this 5610-nucleotide messenger RNA. It is a transcript of the gene COBL, whose product is annotated as cordon-bleu WH2 repeat protein. The record is from RefSeq and is a predicted model, not a curated record. Gene Ontology annotation, cellular component: perinuclear region of cytoplasm; dendritic growth cone; ruffle. Gene Ontology annotation, molecular function: actin monomer binding. Bases 313 to 4335 code for a protein of 1340 amino acids. The transcript is spliced from 16 exons. Gene Ontology annotation, biological process: actin filament network formation; actin filament polymerization. Lineage: Eukaryota; Metazoa; Chordata; Mammalia; Chiroptera; Phyllostomidae.
GCCCCGGCCCCGAAGAAGCGCGCUCCCUUCCAGGGGCGGAGGUCCUGGGAGCAAGCCGGGCGGGGCGCUGCGGCGGGGGCGGCGCUCGGUGGGCGCGGCGGAGCCUGCCCGGCGGGGGUGCCGCGCACCUGGCUCCACAGCCCCUCCCCGCGUGGCCCGGCCCCCGCCUGCCCCAGACGCCUCCAGUCCCGGCCUGGAGGCCCGCGGCUGUCCUCCGCCGGCGCGCGUGGGCGGACGAUGGGUCAACGCGAAAAAAGUGAAUGAGGACGGCGGCCACAGCCAGCGCCUGAUUCCGCCGGGCCCGCCGGCUCCAUGGACGCGCCGUGCGCCUUGGCGGCUAAGCCCCCGACCGGGAGGAAGAUGAAGGCGCGCGCGCCCCCACCCCCUGGGAAGCCCACCACCCCGACUGUGCAGAGGGGACAGAGCCCUCAUCGCAGUGCGUCCCCUGCCCGCCGGCAGAACCUGCUGCACCUGAAGGAGGACUUGCAGGACAGGGCGGUGGACCUGACCGUGGUGCUGCCCAGUGGGCUGGAGAAGAGGAGCGUGGUCAACGGGAGCCACGCCAUGAUGGACCUCCUGGUGGAACUGUGCCUGCAGAACCACCUGAACCCGUCCCACCACGCCCUGGAGAUCUGGUCUUCCGACUCCCAGCAGCCUCUGAGUUUUAAGCCAAACACUCUGGUGGGGACCCUGAAUGUGCACACCGUGUUUCUGAAGGAGAAGGUUCCUGAAGAGAAGGUGAAGCCCAGCCCGCCCAAGAUGCCCGAGAAGUCCGUGCGUCUGGUUGUGAACUACCUGCGGACGCAGAAGGCCGUGGUGCGUGUGAGCCCUGAGGUGCCGCUGCGGAGCAUCCUCCCGGUCAUCUGCGCCAAGUGCGACGUGCGCCCGGAGCACGUGGUGCUGCUCAGGGACAACGUCGCGGGGGAGGAGCUGGAGCUGUCCAAGUCCCUGAACGAGCUGGGCAUAAAGGAGCUCUACGCCUGGGACAACAAGAGAGUUCUUCUGAGCAAAACUCAGUCGGAGCCUUCCCUGAGCUGUCGAGGUACAGAAACCUUUAGAAAAGCAUCCCUUGGCAAUGACGAGAUGGAUAAGGAGAAGAAGAAGUUCCUCGGAUUCUUCAAAGUCAGUAAAAGGAACCACGGCAGCAAGGUGGAGCCCCCUGGGCUGGGGGGAGCAGACAGCGACGAGGACGCCUCGAGGUCAGCGCCAGGCCGGGGCUCGAACGGCUGUUUGACGACACCCAGCUCCCCUUCCGUGAACUCCCGCUCCGUCACUCUGGGCCCGUCCCUCUCGCUGAGCAACAUCUCAGGCCUGUCUGUCAAGUCGGACGUGAAGAAGCGCCGGGCCCCUCCUCCUCCGUCCCUGCCUGGCUCCGGGCCACCGGUACAAGACAAGGCAUCAGAAAAGAUGUCGCUGGGGUCACAGAUGGACCUGCAGAAGAAGAAGAGGAGGGCACCAGCACCCCCCCCACCCAGCCCCCUGGUGCCCCCGCGCACCGAGGACCGCGAGGAGAACCGGAAGGGUGCAACGGGUGUUGGACGGCAGGUGCCACAAAAGCCUCCCAGAGGCUCUGCUCGGGGACCCCCCCAGUUAGUGCUCCCCCCACCCCCAUCCUAUCCUCCUCCCGACACAGACGUGGCAGAGCCUCUCGGCUUUCCUGGGGAAGGCGCUGCUCCCGAGGCCUGCGAGCUGAGACCCACACUGAGCCUCCCCCUGGGGCCCAGCGGCGUGGACAGGGUCCUGCCGGCAACCCCAGACGCCGAGGAGACGGUGUCCGUUGGCAGCUGCUUUGCCUCGGAGGACACGACAGAGGACUCAGGUGUGGUGAGCUCCCCUUCCGACAUCAUCUCUCUGGACUCCCAGCACGACAGCACCAAGUCCAGAGAGAAGUGGGCCACUGACCAGGAGGACUGCAGUGACCAGGACCUGGCUGGAGCCCCCGAACUGGGCGCCUCAAAGAGCCCCGCGUGGGAGAGAAACGGCUCUAGGCCCUGGCAUUCGAGAACUGAGAAUGCUGCUGCGGCCUCCAAUGACGACAGAGACCUGCUGGUCGCCGCGCGGUUGGAGCAGAGGCGGGCAGACCUGGACGAGGACCUGGAAGACUUGGAAGAGAGCUACGAGGCCGACAGCAGCUCCCUCACGGGCUCCACCGACGGCGUGUCCAGUCGUGGCACGCAGGACGCCAUCGGCCCCGACAUGGACCCGGACACCAUCCCAGUGACGUUCAUCGGGGAAGUAGAUGACCCCGUGGAGCUGGGGCUGUUCUCCAACAGAAACAACAAUGCCAGGUCUUUCGACAGGGGGUGUGUAGCUGGCAGGGAGGCCCACCUGCCCCCAGCCCCAGGGGUGCCCCCGCAGCAGCGUGAAAAGCAGAGGGCGGAUGGGCCCGACGGAGCUGCCCCUCCCCGAGACACCGGGAGGGACGUCCGAUCAGCCUCAGCCGACUCCUGCAAAGACCCGAAUCCUGUGACGGCAGAGCCCCGGGCGACCUCCAAGCCCUACCAGCAGGCCCGGAGUGCGCAGGAGCAAGGCCGGGGGCCGGUGAGCUCUCCACCACGGAAGGAGAAGGGCAGUGACGAUGAGAAGGACGUCUCGGUGCCACCGUCAUGGUGUCAGCGAGGCCAGAACCCGGGAGGGAGUUUUGGACUUAAAUACGGCCUCACAACGUAUAAAAUUGUCCCUCGAAAAUCAGAGAGGAGAUGUUAUGACAGAGGAGUGUCGCUCUCCACAGGCGCCAUCAAGAUCGACGAGCUGGGGAACCUGGUGAGUCCCCAUGCGAAUGGAGGCAGGACCAUGGCACUGCCGUCCCCUGCUCUUGAAAAAAAUGCCCGGCCCCUGGGGGGCACCAAAGAACUCCGGCGGGCAGGCUCCCUGGAGAAGCGCUCUGCCCGGCCCCUGGGGAGCUCGGCCCGGGGUCCCCCCACCCCCACGGCUCCAGCAAAGGCUCCGCAUCCGGACGGCAGAGGCAGAGCAGAGCCCAGUUCUCCGGACCCCCCGGCAGCGUUGCCCCAGCAGCCCUCUGCCCACCAGGGUGAUGGCAGGCUGCUGCCAGAGGGGCCCAGCCGACCACCCGCAACAGCCACUUGUCCCAUGAAAGUGCCAGCAGCUCCCACCACCCAAGUCCCGUUUCUCAAGCCUCAGAGAAGGACGUCCAGUCAGUACGUGGCCUCGGCCAUCGCCAAGCGGAUGGGGCCCCCUCGAGCCCAUGCCGGUGUGGUGAGGAGGCGUGAGGAUGCGGAGAAGACCUGGGGGGACAGGGGGCUGGGGGCGAGAGGACAGCCUCAUGCUACGGAAGAGGACGCCCCCCACAGCCCGUGCCCAGAGCCACACAGACGUGAAGGGGAGGCAAAGUCGCCCUGCGGCCACCUGCCCAACACCAACGGGGAAGCAUCGGCAGGGGGGCUAGCGGGCAGCCCUCCCGGGAAACCAUCUCCACAAGACGGUCCUGCUGGAACCCACGGAGGCACCUGUGUCCCCCUCAUCACGGCGGCUCAGAGAGACCAGGAUUCUGUGGGACUGAGCUGUGGUUUUGUCGGAAAGCAGGGCACAGGCAUCGACAGGACCAGCUCAGCGCCAGACCCCAAACACACACCAGACGGCACCGAGCGCCCACUUUCUGGCUCAGGAGAUGUUCCGGCUCCUGGCCGGCUCCUGCUGAACGGCUCCGGGUGGGGCCCCAGCCACAGCGAGCCUCCUGGAGCUCCCAGGACAGCUGGCUCGGACCACUACACCGUCCUCCCGAGGGGGGAGGAGAAGCUCGAUGUGCCGUGUACGGAUAUUCAGGACCCCGACAGCACACCGCCCCCCAGCAUCUUUGGGCCAAAGAAGAAGUUCAGACCCGUUGUGCAGAGGCCAGCCCCCAAGGACACGUCCCUGCACAGCGCCCUGAUGGAGGCCAUCCACGCGGCCGGAGGCAAGGACAGGCUGCGCAAGACUGCAGAGCCCAGCACAGAGGGAGGGCCCAAAAAGCUGUCCUAUGUGGAGGCGGAGAGCGAGCACUCGGCCCUGCUGGCCGCCAUCCGGGGGCACCGCGGCGCCUGCAGCCUGCGCAAGGUGGCAUCUUGUGCCUCUGAGGAGCUCCGGAGCUUCCGUGAGGCCGCAAGCUCUGCACGCAGGAUGGAAGCCCCGGGGCUGGAGGACCUCGCCAGCCAGUCCCCGCCUGCACUGCCACCCCCAUCUCCUCCGGCUGCCCCGGCUCCCCCCACAUCCAGGACAGCAGCCAGGUCAAGCUCCAGCCCCCUCAGCAACCCCAUGGACGCCAGGCAGGCCUUGAUGGACGCCAUUCGCUCUGGCACAGGGGCCGCCAGGCUGAGAAAGGUGCCCUUGCUCGUGUGAACCACCAGGAGGACCGGACUGUGGCAGAAACGCCCCUGCCAGGUGCCCACCGCCCUGCCUCCACGACGCCACGUGGCCUGGGCACCAGGAUGUGGCGUGACUCCCGCCUGCGGCCAAAACCUGUGCUGUUGGUUUCCCGUCCCAGUCACGGCUCAGAGGGAGGGGCGCUCGAUGCCCGGGGCUUGUGGCUUGUGUGCCAAGGAAACGUUUUAUCCUGCCUUUGAGUAUUUAAAGUUGCCAAUAAACGGUUCUUGUUGGCAGGCUGCUGGGAGUACAGAGACGGGGAGUUGACACUGGAGCCCAACAGGACACUAGCAACCUCGAAGGGCCGUGGGCAGAUGACCAGGCCUCAGGCCGGAGGGGGCCACUGAGACUUUGACCGCACACCACAGGGUCAGCCCGCCCAGUUGCUCGCACACCCUCACUCACUCGCUCGCACUCCAGGGGGAAAGACGGGGAUGAAAGGAUCUCAGCUGAAGGCGGCGGGCCGUGCGCCAAGGCGUCAGGCAGCCCUGUGUCUUAUUCCCGAAGGGUCUCGGCUGGAAGCCUCGGAGGGCCACAGACCAGCCAAGGGGAUCGGACCAGCUGAGGCUCGGAAAGCCAGCGGUGAUCGCCCGCAGUGACACAAGGCGCAUGCAGAUGGGGGAGGGUGCAGGCAGUGGGGGUGGGGGGCGUUCAGAGCUCCGGAAAGGCAACGCAGCUGAGACCCGCAGGGCACUGCAGGGGGCAGUCGGUGCCCCACCUGACAGCAGUUUCGGGUGGGGGGGGGCUAUGAAGCUGCAGGACCCUCCCCAUCCCCCACAGGGCCAGGACCCGGGAUGCUGGGUGUCACCGGCCCAAGAUUGGCUAAGAUUUCUUGAUUUGAGAAGAAAAGGAAAAGUCCUGAGACUUCUGCCCAGCGGGCCAGUGUGCCCCUCAUACCGUGCGGCAGUCUCCCCGUCGGGCCGGCCCUCAGUCACCAGUAUUUACGAGGAAGCAGCCACGGUGGUUUUUCACAGCUCCCCCCAGAGCGAACUCCAUAAGAGACCAGGAGAGAUGGAGAGCAGCCCCUGGGAUGAAGCCUCCCUCCCAGCGAGGACGAGGUUGAGGCCGCUGGUAUGGUGUGACGCAAGGAACCUCCCAGGUCUGUUUUGGCAGCGUGGGCACUGGGCUCUGCGGUACCCGAUGAACGUCACUCACCCUCCCUGGUGGCGGGAGCACCGCCAAUGGCUCCCACACCACACGGUCUCUACAGCGUGUCUUUUCGUGCCACAAAUAAAGCACUCGGAAAUUGUA